Caenorhabditis angaria is the source of this 687-nucleotide messenger RNA. The record is from the annotation of a GenBank genome assembly. NCBI's taxonomy places the organism in Eukaryota, Metazoa, Nematoda, Chromadorea, Rhabditida, Rhabditidae.
AUGUACAGCGACACUGAUUCGGACACGGAAAAUCAAGGAUUAGAACUGCUAGAUCACAAUUUGGGUCUAAAAAUGCCGGAGAAAUCGAAGAAAGAAGUUUUUUCGAAAUCACACGUUGUGAAAUAUAAAUAUGAAUAUGAAUUUGAUGCCACGAAAUCAUUCAAAAAUUCGACGAAUUUUGGAGGAUUUUCGCAGGAGAACAAGGUAAAUUCAAUUUUUAAAGCGGAAAAAUCAAAAAAUUUCAAAAUUUUCCAGGAAGAAAACAAGGAUCUCAACGAAUUCCUCACAUCCAACAUUCUUUUCGAAACCUUAUCCUGUCAAGAAAACAAAAAUUCGAAAAAUAUUUGUAUACUUCAAUUGAAUGAUUUAUUAGCAAAUCUCGAUUUUUCAAUUCAAACAAUGUCGCGGGAAAUUGUGAAAUAUUCGAAAACACUGGAUUCCAAGAAUUUCGCCGAACUCGAAGCUUUGGGUUUUAUCGAUAAAUGGAAUAAGGAUGUUUUGAGGAAGAAUAUCUCGUCACUUUCAAUUUCGAUUCGUCUUUUGCAUUCGGAGUUGGAAGAUUUGGAAUUGCUUCUCACAAAUGAUCCGCCAGCACCAAAGAAGAAUUUUGGAUUUUCAAAGAUUUUCUGUGGUGUUGCUGUGAUUGGAGCUGCUGCUUUAAUUUGGAAAUUUGUUGGAAAAAGUUAG